AUGGAUACGGCCACAUUACAGACCCCGAGAACGGGUCGUUCGCGUUUCUCAAAAGCACUGCCUCUGCCGCCUGGUCUGGAUCUCGAAGGGAACGGUUCUCAAGCUAUAGCAGCGAACCAAGUUCCUCGAGCACUCCCCGAUCUGCCUAACAUGGCCGCUACAGUGGCUUUCCCACCUAGAAAGGACAGCGUUGGAGGGAGUUUUGUGCCAAAACCACUUGAUUCGCCAUUACCGGCGCUUCCGGCGCUCACAUCUGGGCUGGACACACAGAAGAAGAUGCCUCCAAUACCGAGAAAGGCAGUGGCCUCACCGCCGGCGCAACCAGCAAAGACCACACCGGCGCACCUGAAGCGAGUGUCGUCCAUAUCGAGUCUGCUUUCUGCAUAUUCCAACACGUCGUCAGACUCGGUGCACAGAUCGUCUCAGGGCAGCUCAGUCACAAAGGGCAGCGAACCUUCGUUUUCACCGGAGCGAGAGGCCAUGCAAGAUGGAAACAAGGACGAUUUCACAAGGUCGUAUAAGGCGUACUCGAGGAAUCCCUACGAGGAGCCGUCGGAACAGGAGAAGGCGGUCAUGAUGAAUGAACCGUUACCUCCGCCGCCACCAUUCAAAGAGAGAAGCAACCUUAGGCCAACUACACCGCGGACCGGACUGCCAGCAACACCUCGCAGCGGAAGAACGGCUGCAUCACCCACGAGAGAUGCGAAUGCGGACUCACCCACGACAUCUGUGGCCAACGCGUCUCCGCCGCGCCGAGAAAUCUGGCGGAGAAGGGCGUCAUCCAAAUCAGAUCGUAGCAUAGCAGUGGCCGGCCUAAAGCUGUCCAUCAGUCAUGGGUCAACCGCUGCGACGACGGCACCCGUCGCUGCGCCAGCCCAGCUAUCACUGCCCAAGUCUGCAAUGACAAACAAUGAUGUGAAGACCACGUCUCCGCUACCACCCAAACCUAAUUCAGGGCUACCUGGACGAAACAUCAGACCGCAGCCCCAACAAGCCGAGGCUGACGACGAGAUGAAGCGACUUAAAGAGAAGUUGAAGCCCUUCGGGUUGGGCCGCUCGGGUACGGGAGAGCAGGCCGACGCCAGGAUGAGCGCGCAGUCGAGUGACGCUCCAGCACCACCAGCCAAAGACUCGCCCACGAUCAAGGCAGCGUCAUCCGAAACAAUUAAGGUACAGCCAGCACCGGUAUCAGACGAACCUAGCAAGCCGUUGAACGCAACGGCAUCCCCGUUGUCGUCCCCGGAGCCCCAGCGGGACUCCGCAAACUCUAUCCGGCGUCGAGAUGUAGGCGCGCCGGCGCGCAAGCAGGCAUCAAUGCAGAACAUGAACGCGAAAAUGGCCGACCCAGCCGUUGCGCAAGAUCUGAGAGGCGCGAAGAGCCAUGUGGAUCUGAAGGGUGCGAGUCAUGGGGACCCGAGAGACCAGCUGGGCGGACGCGAGAUUGGCACCAAGGACUUUGGAACUAAGGAGGACAUCUUCCGCAAUGCAGAAAUCCGCGAACCCAGGGAGCCCAAGAUGACAUCGUCAACGCCUGUCGUCGCUGCUGCGCCGCCGCCGGCGAAGGGCCUGCCCUCGCCACGGUCACGACGGCCCUCCCAGCCCCAGCCUCGUCGCAUCCCGCCGGAGCUGAUGAUCACGACGGCGCCGGAGCCCGUCGUCUACCGGGACAUCAACGAAGACCCGCAUCCCAUCGACCCGGAGCAGCAGGCGAAGCUCGAGGAGGCGAUCAACACGGCGCUCGCCUCGCCCAGCAAGUUCAACUUCACGCCGACGGAGGACGGGGUGUGGCCGGCGCUCGCGCUCUCGAUCAACCACUACCAGUGCCUGGGCAGCCACAAGCUCUGGCAUUGCACGCAGAACGCCAACUACCCGAUCCGCUGCAUGGUGUGCCAUGUGCCCGACAAGACGUUCCGGUUUGUGUGCCGGUGUUGUGGGGUCCGCUGCUGCCAGGGCUGCAUGGAGGCGCUGCGUGUCCACCCGCUCGAGGCCCUAGACCUCGACGGUCUGCGCAAGGGAAAGCAGGUGGUCUCGCCCGUACGGGAAGACCUCGAGGCGGAGAUCGAGGCGGAAAUCGAGGAAAAGGUCCAGGAGGACAUGUAA
Messenger RNA from Neoarthrinium moseri, 2100 nucleotides. RefSeq lists its product as uncharacterized. The coding region runs from base 1 to 2100 and encodes 699 amino acids. The transcript has a single exon. NCBI's taxonomy places the organism in Eukaryota, Fungi, Ascomycota, Sordariomycetes, Amphisphaeriales, Apiosporaceae. The record is from RefSeq and is a predicted model, not a curated record.